AUGAAGGUCCUAUUUGUGUGCGCUGUGUUUGCGUCUGUCUUCUACCUUGGUUGGUGCGAGAAAUGCACGACGAACAGUGAGUGUGCGAGCACAUCGUGCGCUACCGGAAGUGUUGUCAUCUGUCAACAUCCGGACGGCGCCGGCAUCCAGACUGACGGUGGCCUCUGCACGUGCGAGCAGUCCUCUCAAGGAUCAUGCGUGUUCGCGGCUGAUUGCUAUGGCGCCAAUGCCCCAAGCCUUGUGUGCCCAGAUGAACGCCGCCACUGUUACGAUGGCAAGUGCAUCUGUGACCGCUGGGGAUCCGCCGGAGCGGGAAGAUAA
Molecule: messenger RNA, 321 nt
Organism: Mya arenaria
Lineage: Eukaryota; Metazoa; Mollusca; Bivalvia; Myida; Myidae
Exons: 3
Coding region: 1-321 (106 amino acids)
Source: RefSeq, a predicted model, not a curated record